This is a messenger RNA of Closterium sp. NIES-67, 3767 nucleotides long. Lineage: Eukaryota; Viridiplantae; Streptophyta; Zygnematophyceae; Desmidiales; Closteriaceae. The record is from the annotation of a GenBank genome assembly.
UUGGGUGAGUGUGUACUGCUCGAGCACUAGUACGGUUCGACACAUUAUUGGGGCUCUUCGGUACGCCACAGAGCGGUGCUGCGCAGAACUUCUGCGGCAGAAGGUGAAAAAAAACUGGUCAAAACUACAGUGUUUUCCUGGACGGCAGUAUAGGAGAUAGGCCGUUCUGACAACGGAGUCAAGAGUGAGAGUUCGGCCAUGGAAACCCCACGCCGCAUUUGGCGGCGGCUGAACGCUGACCGUUGAUCCUCUGCCUUCGAGUCCGUUGAUCAGCGUUCGCCUGACGGCGUGACUGGCGAUCAACAGACGGCUUGACUGGCGAUCAACAGACGGCUGAUCGGCGAUCGAUCGACGGCUGACCGUAUCAUUGUCUGCUAACCUUCUGGAGGACUCACUGACGAUCGACUCACUGACGAUCGAAUCACUGACGAUCGACUGACUGACGAUCGACUCACUGACGAUCGACUCACUGACGAUCGACUGACUGACGAUCGACUCACUGACGAUCGACUGGCUGUCCGGCGAUUGCCAAUCUACCUUCUCGUAUUCUUCUUCCGCCAAGCGUUCUCCAAACGCUCGUUUUCCUCAGCCUGAUCUUCCGCUAGUUGUUUUUCCCCGCCUGCUCACUCCUAUCCAGCAAUGAGUUAAAGCCCAGAUCCGGGCUUUAAGCUGGUUUGUUAGAACUCUCCAGUAGUUGUUUCCCCCGCCUGCUCCCUGUAGACUAUCCAGCAGUGGCCUCUUUCUUACCCCCAGCCGCGUUUCUCUUGUUAGUUCCCUCCAGCAAUCGUUUCACCCGCCUGCUCACUCCUAGUAGUAGUACUAUAUCCAGCAAUGGCCGCCUCCUUACCUCGUCUUCUCCAGCUCCCCGCUCUCCUCCUCCUCUCAUUGCCAAGACUCCUGCUGCUGCUGCUCCUGCUGCCGCCCUUUUCAAUGCUCCCCUCGUCAAUGCUCCCCGCCCGCGCGCUCCCCGCUUUCCGCUGCACCGCUCACUCGAUCCGGGGGGCCCACCACGUGCACGCGGGUACGCCCAUUUCGAGCGAGCGUCGCAACAGACUGCGAACAUCGCGAACGCUCGCGGAAGGGACGGCCGAGCCGUUUGCUGUCGGGGAAAGAGGCGAAGAAAGAGCAUCUUUGAGGCUCAAAGAUGAGUCCCCGGACGAGGCGACGAACGGGAGCCUCCAAAUGAGUCCUCGGCUGCUUGACGACGGGCUGGCUGAGCCGCCAGCCGCUGAGGGAAGAGGCGAGGAACGAGCAUCUUUGAGGCGCCUAGAAAUAAGUAGCUUGCGAGCUCUCGAGGAAGGGCCGGCCGAUACGUUUGCCACUGGGGAAAGAGGCGAGGAGGGAGGAGGUCGCCGCCGCGAGCUGCUGCCUCAGCCUCAGUCAGCCGAGCCUCAGUCAGCCGAGCCUCAGUCGGCCGAGCCUCAGUCGGCCGAGCCUCAGUCGCCCAAGGCGUUUGGCUCACGCAUGCAUCUCCACGAAGCAGUGAGGCCGAGUUCGGAGGUGGCUGGGAAGGCAGCAGCGCCUCAACAAGCUCGCCGCGUGCUGCUGCUGCCGCAAUCACCUGAGCAGUUCGGCUCGGGCAUGCAGCUGCAUGAAGCCCUGGCGCCGCUGUGGGAGAUGGCCGCCCGCGUUGCUGUCAACGGGACGGUUCUUGUCGUGGUGUUCAACGCGGGCUACACGGACAUGCUGGACAACUGGGCGCGCCACGUCAGCAAUGUGGGGCUGGGAGCAAAUUUCAUUCUGUUUGCCGAGGACGAGGAGAGCCUCAGAUUCGGCCAGGCCAGAUGGCCGGGGCAGACCAUACACCUGGACCUUCCAGACCAAUCCGUGACCGCCAGCUGGCAGUCUUUCCAAGCUACCAAUCCCCAGGCACAAACCUCCAACUCGCACUCAUCAGCUCGAGCAGGCACUCCCGCCUUCCACCUCCUGGCAGCGCGCCGCAUACUCUACCUCUUGCACCUCCUCUCCUUUGGCUUUAACGUCCUCUAUUCCGACACCGACGUUGCGAUCCUGCGUAACCCGUUACCAGAAGUUUCCGACCCGAAACAGGUGUUUGACGCGUACGUGACACUCGACGGGUACGAGCGAAACUGGCAGAAAAAAACGGUAAUGAUCGAGGGCUAUGGCGUGAAAAACAUAGCUGACCAGAAACUUUCCGUUUCGACGUCGUUUAUUUUUUUCCGCCCGACUUCUGGGGCUAAGUGUCUUGUUGGGGACUGGUCAAACCGAGUGAUGGAGUUAGGGCGGGACCAAGGGACGGAUCAGGAACACUUAAACUCGCUUAUAGUUGAAAUGGACGCGUUUAAGAUCCUCCCCAGGAUAGCUGUGCUGCCCGCGCAGAAAUUUCUGGCCGGGCAGCUGCUGGUGGAGGACGAUUGGGCAGCGGUGGAAGUUUUGAAGAGUGAGCUGGUGACGGUGCAUGCAGGAGGGCUCAUGGGGAGGGACGCCAAGAGGCAAGCUUUGAAGAAGUUAGGGUUUUGGAUUGUCGGAGGAGGGACGGGUGGGUUGGAUGCGGAUUUUGGCGAAUCGGGAGCAGCAGGAGGAGAACCAGCAGCACCAGCAGCAGACGCAGCAGCAGCAGCAGCAACAGCAUCAGGAGGAGGAAAGCCGCUGGGAGGUGGGUUGGACGGAAUACCAGAGGUGGGAAUGGAGUCUGAGCCCGUUACUUUGCUGAAUGCUGACAGCACAUGGCCCAGCACCAGCGAAACCAGCAGCAUCAGCAGCAGCAGAACCACCAGCAGCAGUUCCUUUGGGGGCGACAAGGGCCCGUUCUGCGUGGGGCUGCUGUGCCCCGAGAUGCAUCUGUCGCAGGAGGAGGUGGUUCUGCUGUCCGUGCAGCCCUGGGUGCAGCGCCACUUGGAGAAGAUCGAUGCACUCGUGCCGGAAGUCGCAUCGACGAGCCGAUUCGUGAUUGUCACCGUGGCGUGCCCAGGCCAGGGCCGGUUGUUCGCCAACUGGUUCAACAACAUGCACUCUGCUGCCAUGGCGGAAAACGUGAUCGCCUCAGUGGCCCCAGAGGUAGAGAGCAUGGGCCUAAAUAUUCUGCAGCAGCCAGAGGGGAGUGAGUCGCCCCACAAAGCUGCUCUCACAUGCCUGCUGCUGCCCUCUCUGCUCAUGGAAAAGGUCUUGAAGCUCAACUACAGUGUCAUUUACAGUGACAUAAGCUCUGUGUGGCUCCAAGAUCCGCUCCCAUUCCUCCCUCCAGAAUUCAACGCCGCUCUCCCCUCCUCCGUCCCCUCCUCCACUCAACCACCUCCCUCGAACAACAAGCUGGACAGCAAACUCAAGCGCACCACCCCUCUCUCUCGCUCCGACCUGGGCUAUUUCUCCCCUUGGUUUGUAGCCCUUCGCCCCUCCCACCCAAUUUUCCUGAUGCUAAGAGAAUGGGCAAUUCUUACCCUGGAGGAUUAUCGGGAAAAAGCAGCGGCUGCUCAUAAAGCCUCCCUUCCGCUAUCUCUCUCCGCUUCAGAGAGUAUAAAAGUUGGGUUGAAUGAGGCUAUAACGAGGAUGGUUGAGGGUGGGGAGCCUGGGUCGAAUGUUGGCGUGUUGUCGCGGUUUUUGUUCCCUCCUGUUUGGAAGGUUAUGGGAGAGAGGGAGUGGUUUGCAAGGCACAGGGAGGAGGUUGUUGCAGUGCCGAAUGAUUGUGGGGAAGACGUGAGUCAUAGGGAGAUGUGCUUCAAGGAUUUGAAAUUAUGGGUGUAGCUUGAAGCUUGUACCUUCGAUGCACGCUAACACAUAUUGUACUAUAUAUUUUACAAUUAGACAAU